GAGGUGAGGGCGGUCAUCAGCGAAGGGCUCCGGGGCUCGCGGGGGGGGCGCAGGGCAGGUAAGGGGGUCGUGUUGAGCGAGGACCUGGGCGGCGGUGGGGCAGGGGUGUAGAGCUGGGGUUCCCAGCGGAGAGCAUGUCCAAGGAGCGGGUGCUGACGAGGUGAUGCUUCUGCCUGGGCCUACUUGGGACCGGAAGUGAGCGCUCGCGCGGGGAGGAUGCCGGGAAGCAGGUCCCAGGGGGAACCUGUGUGUCGCUGCAGACCCAUCCCGGAAGCUGGCCGGGAGGUGAGCGUCCCAGAGUCGGGCGGCCGCUCCGUUGACUGCAGGGCCCCGGCGGCCUUCCUUCGCUGUUCCGAAGUCGUUCAGGGCUGAUGUGCCCCAGCCUCCCACUUGUGGUUUGGCAAGCCAUCCAGCCGACUGCAAACCCACGUUUGUGAGUUACCUGCUGGCUGUGACAUUUCCGUCAAAUCUGAGUAACAGUUUCCUCAUCUCUAAGAUGGGUAACAUAGUAUCUACCUCACAGGAUCGUGUGGGCAGUACACGAGUAAAUGCAUAGAAAGGAUUUAACACGCAGUGUACUCAGCUAGUUUUAUUAUUUAUCCGUGAUGAUCAUUUGUUCUCUUCCCCUAACUGUGCCUCACAAGCAUGAAACAGCAUCCACCAAACAUUUAGGUCUGGGUAGUGGUUGGAUGGAAACCCACCGCGGGUUAACGCUUCCAACACCAGUCCCUUGACACUCUCCCGCCGAGGAGGCUGAUUUGUAAACUUGCUGAGAAGAGACUACCCAGCAGAUCUUUCAGAUGAAAAAAUCCUGAAGCUCAGAAGUUAAAGGACUUGGUCACAGAGAUCAUUCAUGACUAUCAAGAUCUCCACUUAGGGAAGUGGGAAUCUUAUUUGCGGAACAUUGGGCAGAAGCUUUGCCAUUGGCUGGGGAAGCAGGAGGCAGAAUGUCUGCAUUGUUACACCAUACAGCUCAAACUUCAGAAGACUUUGGGUUAAGCAGUUAUCAUUAGUCUGCAAAUGAUCGUGUUUUCACCUGAUCAUUAGAAACUAAUGAAACACCUUUUAGGUCUUAUGAAUUCAGGUUACACUGUUUUCCAGAUGCCUUGGCAGCUGGUACAGAGCCUCUGAAAAAUGGAACCAAAUUCUCUGAGGACUAAAGUCCCAGCUUUCUUAUCUGAUUUGGGGAAGGCCACAUUGAGGGGAAUCAGAAAGUGUCCCCGAUGUGGCACAUACAAUGGAACCCGGGGACUAAGCUGUAAGAACAAGACAUGUGGAACCAUAUUCCGCUAUGGUGCACGCAAGCAGCCUAGUGUUGAAGCUGUCAAAAUCAUUACAGGCUCUGAUCUUCAGGUCUACUCAGUGCGGCAAAGAGACCGGGGCCCUGAUUACCGAUGCUUUGUGGAGCUCGGGGUUUCAGAGACGACAAUCCAGACAGUGGAUGGGACGAUCAUCACUCAGCUGAGCUCUGGGCGGUGUUAUGUCCCCUCAUGCCUGAAAGCUGCCACUCAAGGCGUUGUGGAAAACCAGUGCCAGCACAUCAAGCUGGCAGUGAACUGCCAGGCAGAGGCCACCCCUCUGACCCUGAAGAGCUCGGUCCUGAAUGCAAUGCAGGCCUCCCCGGAAACCAAACAGACCAUCUGGCAGUUGGCCACAGAACCCACAGGUCCUCUGGUGCAGAGAAUUACUAAAAACAUCUUAGUGGUGAAAUGCAAGGCAAGCCAGAAGCACAGUUUGGGAUAUUUGCAUACAUCUUUUGUGCAGAAAAUCAGUGCCAAAAGCUUGCCUGAGCGCCGCUUCUUCUGCUCCUGUCAGACUCUGAAAUCGCACAAGUCAAAUGCCUCCAAGGAUGAGACAGCCCAGAGAUGCAUUCAUUUCUUUGCUUGCAUCUGUGCCUUUGCCAGUGACGAGACACUGGCUCAGGAAUUCUCAGACUUCCUAAAUUUUGAUUCCAGCGGUCUUAAAGAGAUUAUUGUACCCCAGUUAGGUUGCCAUUCAGAAUCAACAGUAUCUGCUUGUGAGUCUACUGCCUCUAAGUCAAAGAAGAGGAGAAAGGAUGAAGUAUCUGGUGCACAGAUGAACAGUUCACUACUGCCUCAAGAUGCGGUGAGCAGUAAUCUAAGGAAAAGUGGCCUGAAAAAGCCUGUGGUUGCUUCCUCGUUAAAAAGGCAGGCCUGUGGUCAGCUGUUAGAUGAGGCACAAGUGACUUUAUCCUUCCAAGACUGGCUGGCCAGUGUCACAGAACGCAUCCAUCAAACCAUGCACUACCAGUUUGAUGGCAAACCAGAACCACUGGUGUUCCACAUUCCUCAGUCCUUUUUUGAUGCCCUGCAACAGAGAAUAUCUAUAGGAAGUGCAAAAAAACGGCUCCCCAACUCCACCACAGCUUUUGUUCGGAAAGAUGCCUUGCCACUGGGAACCUUUUCCAAGUAUACUUGGCAUAUCACUAAUAUCCUGCAAGUUAAACAAAUCUUAGAUACCCCAGAGAUGCCCCUGGAAAUCACCCGUAGCUUUAUCCAGAACCGAGAUGGGACUUAUGAGCUAUUUAAGUGCCCUAAAGUGGAAGUAGAAAGCAUAGCAGAAACCUACGGUCGUAUAGAAAAACAACCAGUGCUGCGACCCUUGGAACUAAAAACUUUUCUCAAAGUUGGCAACACUUCCCCAGAUCAAAAGGAGCCAACACCUUUCAUCAUCGAGUGGAUCCCAGAUAUCCUUCCCCAGUCUAAGAUUGGCGAGCUGCGGAUCAAGUUUGAGUAUGGCCACCACCGGAAUGGGCAUGUGGCGGAGUACCAAGACCAGCGGCCCUCCUUGGACCAGCCCUUGGAACUGGCCCCUCUGACCACUAUCACUUUCCCUUAAGGCAAAACAAGAGAAUAAUCUUUUGCUGCUUAAUUUGCACAUCCCCACCCCUUGACAACUUUAAAUGCUAGUUAGGCACUUAGAUGGCCCUGUUCCUUGGUGAACUGCUCUUAGCUAAGAUGCAAAUUCUCAGUGCUUUCAAGUGGAUUCUGUUGAAGAAAAUCUCUUGUAAAUAGCCUUUUUGGUGCUGCUGUGUACAGUCUUCAUUAUGCAUUGGGCAGUAUUUCUGGCUAGAGUUUAAAAGGAACAGAAAGAAAACCAGCUUAUUUUCCUUCUUACGGACUCAUCUUUAGCGUUUAUUUCAACCUUUUGCUAAUUCUCUGAGAAAUUUGCAGCACUCAGCCAUAUACCAACAGUGUUGGAAAGUUAACACCCUGGUUAGGGCAGAAUGUUAAAGACCAUCUUGGCAGAGUUCCAGCCAUGCUCUUUAUUCUGUUCUCAAAUAAAGCACAGUGUCACUAGUUUUUCCAAAUUA
Molecule: messenger RNA, 3334 nt
Organism: Symphalangus syndactylus (siamang)
Lineage: Eukaryota; Metazoa; Chordata; Mammalia; Primates; Hylobatidae
Gene: C14H2orf42
Product: chromosome 14 C2orf42 homolog
Cellular component (GO): nucleus
Source: RefSeq, a predicted model, not a curated record